GGGCCUCGGUCGGUGCCGCUGCAGUCUGGGGUAGGAGCGACCGAGUGGGAAUCCGAAAGCAGACAGACAGCGGCCAGCGAGCAGAGGAGGGAAUUCUCGUCUGAGAUCUCCUGAGCAGUCAUCAGCCAACACGUUCGCUCUGUAAUCUAUGAAUGUUGAAUUCGGAAAGGUUGCGGCGCAGAAAAGCAGGCUGAGUGGACUCAAGGAACUGCUCUAUCUGAACUGUGUUGACGGGCAGGAGGAUGGCAGACAGGAAUUGAGAGUCACAGAGGAAGGACAGGGGAGUCUGGCAUCUCAUUGGUGGCCUUCAAGGAUUGCUAUUUAUGUCAUUCAAGACCUACUAAGCAUCAUUUUUGCAUGACAACUGCAAAAAGAUAAGCAAGUUUGUUUUUGAAGUUUCUAACUUGGACACUGUUUUCAGAAAGCAGGGCAUUCUUUAAUGAAGAAACAUCACAGCUGCUAAACACAGUAGGUGGGACACAGGAUAUCCUAGUAACCAAGGAUGGCUUCCUCUUGGAAACUAAUUCUGUUUCUAUCAGUAGCCGGGUAUCUUUCAGAAUAUUCUGGAGCUCUUCCUAAUUUCCCUACUUCAUAUGCCACUUUGCUAAGAAUUAAAAAGAGUUCAUCUUCAUCUCUCUUUGGUUCAAAGACUAGACCUCGAUAUAACAAUCCUUCAUUAGGAACACUGAGUGUUUCUUCACCAAGCUGGCGAGGGACAGCUCAACAUUAUUAUUCCCCCAUCAAUCUUUAUCAUUCCUCAGAUGCCUUCAAACAAGAUGAAAGUGUGGACUAUGGGCCAGUGUUUGUACAAGAACCAGAUGAUAUAAUUUUCCCGACCGAUUCUGAUGAAAAGAAAGUAGCACUGAAUUGUGAAGCCCGUGGCAACCCAGUUCCCAAUUACAGGUGGCUUCGAAAUGGAACAGAAAUAGAUUUGGAAAGUGACUAUCGCUACAGUUUGAUAGACGGGACCUUCAUUAUAAGCAAUCCAAAUGAAGCAAAGGAUUCUGGUCAUUAUCAGUGUUUAGCAGCCAACACAUUUGGAAGUAUUCUUAGUAGAGAAGCCAUACUUCAAUUUGCCUAUCUGGGAAAUUUUAGUGGCCGGACAAGAAGUGCAGUCUCUGUGAGGGAAGGCCAGGGGGUUGUUCUGAUGUGCUCUCCUCCGCCUCAUUCACCAGAGAUCAUCUAUAGCUGGGUAUUUAAUGAGUUCCCUUCCUUUGUGGCGGAAGACAGCCGGCGGUUCAUUUCCCAGGAGACAGGCAACCUCUAUAUAUCUAAAGUCCAAACAUCAGAUGUUGGCAGCUAUAUUUGUCUGGUGAAAAACACAGUGACAAAUGCUCGAGUACUUAGUCCUCCAACACCACUCACUCUACGUAAUGAUGGUGUGAUGGGAGAAUAUGAGCCGAAAAUUGAGGUCCAUUUUCCUUUCACGGUUACAGCUGCUAAGGGAACAACUGUUAAGAUGGAAUGCUUUGCACUUGGCAACCCAGUUCCAACAAUCACAUGGAUGAAGGUUAAUGGUUAUAUUCCUAGUAAGGCACGUCUGCGGAAAUCUCAGGCAGUGCUGGAAAUACCCAACGUGCAGCUGGAUGAUGCAGGCCUAUAUGAGUGCAGAGCUGAAAAUUCACGUGGAAAAAACUCCUUCCGUGGACAAUUACAAGUAUACACUUAUCCACACUGGGUAGAAAAACUGAAUGACACUCAGUUGGACAGUGGGAGCCCUCUCCGAUGGGAAUGUAAGGCUACUGGAAAACCCCGACCCACAUACCGUUGGCUGAAGAAUGGAGUGUCCCUCUUGCCUCAGAAUAGGAUUGAGAUGGUUAAUGGAGUAUUGAUGAUCCACAACGUGAAUCAAUCAGAUGCUGGAAUGUAUCAGUGUUUGGCCGAAAAUAAAUACGGAGCCAUUUUUGCGAGUGCUGAGCUGAAGAUUCUAGCUUCAGCUCCUACUUUUGCACUGAAUCAAAUGAAGAAAACAAUAAUUAUUACCAAAGACCAAGAAGUCAUCAUAGAGUGCAAACCCCAAGGCUCUCCAAAACCAACCAUUUCUUGGAAGAAGGGAGACAAAGCAGUUAGAGAGAAUAAAAGAAUAGCUAUUCUUCCAGACGGAAGUCUACGGAUCCUAAAUGCUUCUAAAUCAGAUGAGGGAAAGUACGUUUGCCAAGGGGAAAAUGUCUUUGGUUCUGCUGAAACCAUAGCUUCAGUAUCUGUAAAAGAACCUACAAGAAUAGAACUUACUCCUAAAAGAACAGAGUUAACAGUGGGAGAAAGCAUUGUCCUUAAUUGCAAAGCAAUUCAUGAUGCUAGUUUGGAUGUCACUUUCUACUGGACACUAAAAGGACAGCCUAUUGAUUUUGAGAAAGAAGGUGGACAUUUUGAAAGCAUCAGGGCCCAAGCAUCCUCUGCAGAUUUAAUGAUCAGGAACAUCCUUCUGAUGCAUGCUGGGAGAUAUGGCUGCAGGGUACAGACCACAGCAGACAGUGUGUCAGAUGAGGCAGAACUUCUUGUUAGGGGUCCCCCAGGCCCACCAGGGAUAGUGAUUGUUGAAGACAUCACGGAAAGCACAGCCACACUCUCCUGGAGUCCUGCAUCUGACAACCACAGUCCAAUCUCCUCCUACAACCUGCAGGCUCGCAGCCCAUUUUCGCUGGGCUGGCAAACAGUAAAAACAAUCCCAGAAAUCAUAACAGGUGACAUGGAGUCAGCCAUGGCAGUGGACCUUAACCCCUGGGUGGAAUAUGAAUUUAGAGUGGUGGCUACCAAUCCAAUUGGGACUGGAGAUCCAAGCACCCCAUCUCGAAUGAUCCGUACAAAUGAAGCAGUUCCAAAGACAGCACCCACCAAUGUAAGUGGAAGAAGUGGAAGAAGGCAUGAGUUAGUCAUAGCCUGGGAGCCAGUAUCUGAAGAGUUUCAGAAUGGGGAAGGCUUUGGCUAUAUUGUAGCUUUCAGGCCCAAUGGAACACGUGGCUGGAAGGAAAAAAUGGUGACAUCCUCUGAAGCUUCAAAAUUCAUUUAUCGGGAUGAAAGUGUUCCUCCUCUUACUCCCUUUGAAGUGAAGGUUGGAGUUUAUAACAAUAAAGGAGAUGGACCUUUCAGUCAGAUUGUGGUUAUCUGUUCAGCUGAAGGAGAACCCAGUGCUGCUCCCACAGAUGUCAAGGCUACAAGUGUGUCUGUGUCAGAGAUUCUUGUUGCAUGGAAACAUAUUAAAGAAAGUCUAGGAAGACCACAGGGAUUUGAGGUUGGUUAUUGGAAAGACAUGGAACAAGAAGAUGCAGCAGAAACAGUCAAAACUAGAGGAAAUGAGUCAUCUGUCAUUCUAACAGGAUUAGAAGGAAAUACUUUAUAUCACUUCAGAGUGAGGGCUUAUAAUGGUGCUGGAUAUGGGCCACCUAGCAGUGAAGUGAGUGCAACCACCAAGAAAUCCCCCCCUAGUCAAGCACCUAGCAAUCUCAGGUGGGAACAGCAAGGUUCUCAACUUUCUCUUGGCUGGGAACCUGUCAGACCAUUAGCCAACGAAUCUGAAGUCAUGGGCUACAAGGUUUUUUACAGGCAAGAGGGGCACAGCAACAGUCAAGUUAUUGAAACACAGAAACCUCAAGCAGUAGUACCUCUCCCUGAUGCUGGAGUCUAUAUUAUUGAAGUUCGAGCAUACAGUGAAGGAGGGGAUGGAACGGCUAGUUCCCAAAUCAGGGUGCCAUCCUAUUCAGGUGGGAAAAUCACUAGUGCUCAAUCGACCCUCCACACACUCUCUCCAUCUUCAUCAUCGGUAACAAUACUCUUGGCAUUGAUGAUUCCCUCAACCUCUUGGUGAAAACUGCAGCUUAAUUUGCUUUGCUUUGCUUUAGCGUGAAAAUAGCGGUGAAUAGAGUAUAGUGUAAGUGGAGACCCAGGACCCUGAGAUGAGCUUUAAAAUUUUGGGACUGCACAUGGUGCACUUACAAGAGGUUGGGGGGGGAAUAUGACUUAUCCAUCAGGUUUCUCUUUGAUUUUGUAAAUGGAGAGGACAGUUCUUGGUCCAAUAAAAAUAUGCAGAUUGUAUGUAAUGAAUUUUUUUUGUAAGUAAAAGUAAUUUCUGUCAAAUGUAUUCUUUACUUUUUUAAUAUGUUGGAAUUUGAUUUUAUAUCUGAUGAUCCUGAAUGUGUGCCAUCCAUUUGUUAAUUAAGUGGUCUCUAGCAGAUCUGUUUCAAACACAAAUACAAAAAAAAAAACUGAGAAUGAAAAGUUUGCUGAAGACUCUGCAACUAUCAUUUUUCCUUUGGCUAACUACCCCAAUUGACAAACUGGUAGAAGAUAUGAAAAAAAUAACUCAGUUGUGUGAUCCAUUAUAGGAUAAGUACACAAAAAUUUUCUCAAAAAAUUAUUAGUUACUGCAUAGAAAAAUAGCAAAAUUUGUCAAUAUGCUAUUCUAUAUGCAUCCCUAGGGCAAAUUAUUAGGGUAGGGAAUAAGCCAUUUACAUUAGCGCAAGGUAAAUAGAAAGUGAUUCCAAAUGAAUUUAAGUGCUAUUGUUUUUCAUUAAUUACUAUGUUAUCCAGCUGCAAAUAUAGUGUUUAUUUUAGUUACAAAAAAGAUUAAAGUCACAUGCACAAAUAUGGCCACUAAAAACGGCAGACACUAAUAUGCUGCCAAAGGUGCUAACUUGAAAAAAAAUGAAUACAGGACACAGCUUUCCCAUUUCCCUACCUAUUGCCAAAACAGAUGUUGAAUUAGGUCCAGGGCUUUCUUCUAAUUGUCACCAAUUUUAAGGACAAUCAAAAUUUGUUGUGCAAAUAAUUAUGCAUACAGUUAGUCUGUGGAUUAAAAUGGUUCAAGCGUAACAAAUAAAUUUUUUAUUUUUAAUAUACUUCCAUGCAUCACAUACCACUUAUAAAAUAUUAGCAACUACUAAAAUAAAAAGAACAUCUUGAAUAAAUUGAUCUUUGAAUUAAGCUGUGGAAAUACGGCCUCAGUAUAAGGGCUCAGCUAGUCUAACUAGCCAUACACUGCUUGGGAAAUCAUCCCCAUUUGCAAUUUUGGGGAGUUACCUUGAAUGGAAGUGACCCUAGAGAGUUUGAAAUUGUAGUGAAAGUUUUCUACUUGAUGAUAAUCAUAUAGAAGUUCCAACUGAUAUAAGAAUAUACCACAGUUCACCUAAUACCCAAGAAGAUGCCUGAAGGGAUAGUUAUUGCAAAGUCAAAUGCCAAAAAAAGAGCUUGAAGAAACUAGUUUUGCAGAUGAUGUUAAUAUAAAAGAAAAGUAGUUUCUUUUAUUUUAUAAAAUCUAAGCCUGUUAAUUCUGUUUGUACCAUCCAUAACAGCAAGCAAAAUGAAGCAUUAAUAAAUUCACACUGCUGGCUCUAGAGGUUAAUCUUUACAGAAUCAGGAUAUAUUGGAAUUGUUGUUUUGAACAUCCUAAAAGAUUGGGUUCAGAGCCAUAGCACAACUAUUUAAGUUGCUUACUCAUUCUCUUCGGGGGGGGAAUUAUAUCCAAGACACCCCUAAACAAACAAGAAGUGAUUUACAAGACUAUUUUAGUUAACUGAUUACUACAGUAAAUGACUACAGAUGGUGAAUAUUAAAGCCUGUGAAUUAUAACAACCAAGUGGCCUUCUUUCAGUACCUCUUUGGAGUGGGACAGGCUGGACUUUGCAAAUAGAGGAAUGCAAACUGUUUAGCAAGUAAAAAUAUAAAUAUAUAACUCUCAUGAAUAUAGUGUAGCUUGCAGGAACAAAUUUUGCAUCUGAAAAAAAAGAUGCAGCAAGAAUAUAAGAGAAUGGGCAAUAAUUUCUAUUCCAUAUUGAUUAAUCAAAUAAUUUUCUUUAUUUUCUGUGAUGUUUUAUACUAGAUUUAGUGAAGGACUUUAAGAAUUAAGUUAUUACUGAAACUCUUAUAAAAUGAAGUCCAGUAAAAUAUGUCAGUUUGUGGCAAAUUAAAAUUAACCAAUGUUUUCAACUAGCUGAUGGAUGGUACACAUCUGAUAGAAUAUUUACAAGUAGAAUGUCUGAUGUAUUCUUACAGGAAUUGGAGAUAAGGGAUGUUUUUACUCAACCUGCAAAGAAUAUGUAUUUUGCAUCAUAAACUAUAAAAAACACAAGUUUUAAAUGUUUAUGUUAUGUUUUUCUGUAUUACAUACUUGUUACUUUGUAGAAAACAGAACAGCAUUCCUUAUCAAGGUACAUUAUUUUUCAGCUGCAGUACUGAGUGAGCUUUUUCUUGGAUGGGAUAAUAACCGCACAGUCUUAAGUCACUAAAGAGACUGUAUUUUUGUAUAAUGACAGUUGAACUAUGAAGGAAAAAACACUUCAUAAAUAAAAAUUUCAUGAAAGUAAAUGUUUUGCAUACCCAAAAUAAGGUACUGUGGACUCCAUGUCAAACCGUUAAAUAUAUUGUAUACAAUCUGUAUAUAUACUAUAUAUAAUGGUAUAUAUCAUGUGGAAGGCACAGUCAGAUAAUAGUUCUGUGUACUGUUCUUGUAACACUAGAUCUUUUUAAUAAAUAAUUCUCUUUUUAUUGACUUUUAUCUU
Messenger RNA from Acinonyx jubatus (cheetah), 6494 nucleotides. RefSeq names its product contactin 5 (gene CNTN5). The coding region runs from base 503 to 3805 and encodes 1100 amino acids. Gene Ontology annotation, biological process: brain development; cell-cell adhesion. Gene Ontology annotation, molecular function: cell-cell adhesion mediator activity. The transcript is spliced from 26 exons. Lineage: Eukaryota; Metazoa; Chordata; Mammalia; Carnivora; Felidae. The record is from RefSeq and is a predicted model, not a curated record.